Messenger RNA from Pseudonaja textilis, 2338 nucleotides. RefSeq names its product fibronectin type III and SPRY domain containing 2 (gene FSD2). Gene Ontology annotation, molecular function: protein binding. The record is from RefSeq and is a predicted model, not a curated record. NCBI's taxonomy places the organism in Eukaryota, Metazoa, Chordata, Lepidosauria, Squamata, Elapidae.
UUACAGAAAGAUGGCAAGGUUUGGAAAAUCAAGUUUGGAUAUGGAGGAACCGAAGUGCAUCACGAUCAUUUGACCCUAAGAAGAAAUUAUGGAUCCUUAACACAAGAGAAAGGUAGGAGGCAGCACACAAGACCUUGGGCCUGUUGACUUGGUGUCCAAUAUUCCUUCUCCACUAUGGAUGCACCAUUGAAAAAGGAUGAGCCAGACAGUCCCAGGUUUUAUCAUUUGGAACUUUAUGACUCCCUUGAAAAUUUAUUUCCUGAGGAACCAUUUCGAAGGCGAGAUCUCUCUCCACAUGAAAAGAAGGAGACCCCAGAUGUAGAGGAGCAACAUCCACCACAUGUGGAGGAUCGGGACCAGCAACCCACAGACCAUGCAAAAGAAAAUAAUGAGAAGAGCGACAGUGACCUUCUUGAGGAUAAGGAAGCAAGCCAACGGUCCUACCAAGAGAAGGAACUAUAUUGCAUUACUUGCUGUGUUCCAGUGACACCCUCCAAUAGCAAGAAUAAUGAACAUCAAGAGCACGAAGUCAUGUCUCUCGCGGCUGUGGUGGAAAUCGCAAAGGAUGCACUUCAGCAAAAUAUUGGCCGAUUGGAAGACCAAAUCGCUCACCUGGAGAGUUUUGCUAGCCACUUGGAGGAAAUUUUUAUUACAGUAGAGGAGAAUUUUACCAGGCAGCAGCAAAACUUUGAGAAGCGUUACGAUGACAUAAUACAGAUCCUUGAGCAACGAUAUGAAGAAAAUAUGCAGGCUUUGGGGGAGGAGAAGAAAGAGAAACUGGAAGCCUUGUACAAAGAACUGGUCGAUUGUGGAGAGAACCUGGAUACGUGCAAAGAACUGAUGGAAACCAUUGAAAAUCUUGACCAGGGUGAAAAAAAAAUAGAGGCCCUCAAGACUGCAGUUGCAACAAUUCAGAGAGUACAUACCUUCUUGAAAAAGAAUGUGAGUAUAGACUUAUCAACUCCAGCCGAGUUUGAAGACCGAAUCAUUCAUUUCUCAGACAUUCAGGAACUACUGGAGUCUGUUAGCUCUUCCCCAACUUUUACACCCCCUUGUGCACCAGUGAUGAAUGCUCAAGAUCCCAAUUCAGCUACGGGGACGUCUGUGAAAGUUUGCUGGAGUUUUUUCUCAGAAGAUAUUGUGGAAAGCUACCAACUCUAUUACAAGCGAGUGAGCAAUGAUACAUCAAGCAAGGGGGAAGAAGAGUUUAAGCUAAAUGUGAAAGAAACCUACUGCACAGUCGCUCAGCUGUUGCCAAACACACAGUACGAAUUUUGGGUAAAGGCAGUUAACAGAGCUGGGGUCAGCUCAGAGAGCGAAAGAGCUGUAUAUAUGACAGCUCCUUUGCCACCUGUUAUCAAAAAAAAGGCGAUUCAGAGCUGUGAAUACUUUGCACUGGUGCAAUGGGAAUGUGGAAAUACUAAUCCUGUGGACUCCUACACUGUUGAAUUAUCUAAGGUGGCUGGCGGAGAUGGAGGUGAAAUUCUCACUGAAUCUGUUGUUGGAAUUCCAAACUGUGAGACGUUGAUUCAGCUGGAGCCAAAACAAAGUUAUCUUCUAUUUGUGAAGGCCCUCAAUAUAGGAGGAUCAAGUGAAAGGAGUGAGCCAGCUUCUAUCCUUAGCACAGGAACUGUAUUUACCCUCAAUGAGAAGACAGCUCAUCCCUUGUUGUCCAUCCUGGAAGACGGGCUGACAUUGGCCUGCCACGAAACUAAGAGAGCCCAAAGUGACACACCCUUUGGGGAAGACAGUUUUACAAGAUCCAUUGCUGCGUUGGGAUACCCGAUCCCAUUCCGAGGAAAACAUUACUGGGAGGUCGAUGUUGAUGAGAAUACUGAGUAUUGCAUUGGAGUGGCUUUUGAAAAUGUACCAAGAGAGGAUUAUUUGGGCAAAAGCCACUCCUCCUGGUGUAUGAAGCACACCAUUACUUCCUCCAGCCACCUCUAUGAAUUUCUCAAUAAUGGGAUGACACCUGACAUCAAGAUCACAGUUCCUCCUGAGAAGAUUGGCCUUUUGCUGGACUACGAUGAAGGGAUUCUCUCAUUUUUUAAUGCUGAUAUCAAGCAACACUUGCAUACCUUCCACAACAACUUUCAGGAUUUUGUGUGCCCCUGUUUUGCGAUGGAAGGCAUCGGGGUGCUCAGGAUUCGAAAUGGCAUCACAGUACCUCCACACAUUGUUUUGUGAUUCAGGAUAGCAAGAUGGCAUUGUUAAUAUGCCAUGCAGCACACUUUCAACCCCUGUCCCAAUCUUCUCCCUUUCUCCCCCAAAUAUUACUUCUUUAUUAAUUUGAUUAGUGUGGGAGACAAGACCCUAUUGUUCAUAAAGUAAAGCUGUG